UACAAACACAAGAGAUUGGCAAUAGAUGGUAGUAUUUAUCUUCGAAAAUUCGUUUAUGGUAUCAAAGCUACUAAUAAUCAGGGGGAAGUGCAUCCGUAUACACAUAUCCUUGGUUUUUACAGAAUGACAGUACUUUUAAAACAAAAUAAUAUUACACCAAUAUUCGUGUUUGAUGGCAAAACAAGGAUAAAAGAGAAAAGUAAGGAAUUGAUAAGAAGAAGAAAUUUAGCGAAAAAAACUCUAGAGGUAUUGAAAUUUGAAGAAAUUAGAAAUGAAAGAAUAGAAAAAUGGAAAUCAGUUGUUAAUAAAAUGGAAAAAAUGAAAGAUAAUAGUGCUUCAGAAUACAUAACAAUGGGUCUUAGUAAAGUUGUAGAAGAAACGAUUUCAUCUUCAAUGAUAAAAUCUCUAGAUAACAGUACUCACAUUCAUCUUAAUAUUCCACAGAAUAUUAUAUCCCUAACUACGACACGAGCAAUUGAAACUUUGACCGGUAAGAUCUUACAAGAUCUAAUGAAAUUCAUUCAAUUAGAACAGAAUACAGAUUUUGUAGAUUCAUAUUUCGAAAAAUCGUGUAUUGAAGGAUCCGACAAAUUGAUCAAGGAGAUAAGAAGCUUAAAGGGUGAUAAAUCAAGAUACAUAAGGCAAAAGGUUAUACUGGAAUUGCAGAUACCAAUUUUAAUUUAUUUAAUGAAAUUUAUCAGGCAAGUAGUUGAACCUCAAUCGCAUAACAUGAAAGUUAUGCAGAAACAACAAACACAAUUGAUUCGCUUAUUACUUUUAAUCAAAGAAAUAGCAACAAAAAGCCAGGCAAGAAAAACCUCAUCAGUUGAGAGGGUCAAAACAAUUGCAAAUUUGACGGAUGAACAGGUAUUCAAAAAAAAAUAUCCUAAUUUUAAACCUUCAAGCAAUGAAAUAAAACUAAAAAAGAAAAUAAAGGAUAUGGUGAAUACGGCAUUGAAAGAUGUAGUAUCAUUGGCCAAUGAUAAAAGGUUUACAAAAGUACAACGCGGGAUAAUGCAGAUGGAAUACCAACUGGUCGAAUCUUUGUUAGCCGGACAAUUAUCAAAUGAUAUAAUAUUAGAUAUAGAAGCAGAAAGCAAUAGCUUAAUGAAAAGCUUAGGAAAACGAACAAUUAAAGUUACUUGGAAGAUGUAUGAUGAAUGUCAAGAAUUUUUAAAAGCGUGGGGAAUUCCGUGCAUAACAUCAGAAGGGUACGAAGCGGAGGCACUAUGCGCAUCAUUAACAACACACGGCUUAGCCGAUGCAUCAGUGUCAGACGAUACAGAUACCAUAUUAUAUGGUGAUGGACCAGUUGUAAGACAAUUUUUGACUAAAAAAAAUCCGAUUCAAGAAGUUUCACCGAACAAAAUUCGAGAAUUACUUAAUCUUUCACGUGAUGAAUUUAUUGAUCUAUGUAUUCUAUGCGGAACGGAUUUUUCUGGAACAAUCCAAGGGAUUGGACCCACAAAAGCAUUAAAAAUGAUUAGGAGUUAUGGGACGAUAGAAAAUAUCAUAUCAAAACUUGACUCAUAUAAUACGUAUGAAUCAGAUUUUAUGGAAGAAGUUAAAAGUGCAAGAAGAAUUUUCAAAAGUCCACCAAUUAUUUCCUCAAAAUAUAAAAAAAUGUUGGAAGAGAAGGAGGAAAAUGCGGAAUUCCCGAAAUUAUUGAACCAAUUUCAAAUCGAUACUAAUGAUAAGCAUAAUAUGAAAAGGUGA
Messenger RNA from Cetraspora pellucida, 1716 nucleotides. Lineage: Eukaryota; Fungi; Glomeromycota; Glomeromycetes; Diversisporales; Gigasporaceae. The record is from the annotation of a GenBank genome assembly.